AUGAACCAUGGGAGACUGACCACUGAGACAGUAUCCUCUCUUCUAGAGCACCAGAAAGUAUUGCUGAACGAUGGUAAGGGGUUUGGUAGAAACGGAACCACCGCAUCUAGUAUUAGUGGCUUUCCUAAUGAUGGUGCCAACAUUAGUUAUCGCUUAGGGGAGUCGGGUGUAGGUGGUGUCUCACCGUCACCACCAUCCCCGCAAGCUAGGCGCCCAAGACCGCAGUCGGCCGCAAGGUAUGAGGGGUCAGAUGAUUGGAAGCAGAGCCCAGCAUACGGUGGCCAUCGUGAUGGAGGCUACUUUAGCCGCAGUUACGGCGGCAGUAAUGGCGAAUUACAUAGUCAGAGAUAUAGCGAGCAUCCUCAUGGGCAUUCUAAUUCAGCGCGGAGGCGCUAUGGGGAGAAUAGCUCCUAUGUCACAGAGGAUGGGAGUGAUGUAAACGGAAGUUUUCUCCGAAGUGCCUCUUUUUCCGCUUCGGUUGCAGAGUCGUCUAGCUCCCUGCUCUUUAGUCCGAGCACUCGCUCCACCACGCACCGCUCUGGAUCUGGCACCUCAGCCUUCCGCGCUGUUAGAGGGUCUGCAGAUGUGCCGCUGCUUCUCGCUUCGACAUUGUCGGAAAAACAAGCAACACGAGUUCGAGCCUCCCUCCAAAACAGCGGUGGGCGAACUCAGAGUGGAACGAGGGUAAAGGUGCUUGAGCUCUUGGAGUAUUGGAUGAGUGACGUGAUGACGGGAGCCGCGAUUGAGCGGUUGAUCGCGGAGGCAUUCCGAGACGCUGGGCUCACGGAUGGUGGCACUGCGACGACGGAGAAUGGCUCCAGUCGAGGCACCGAUGCACGCAUUGGGACGGUCAAGACUGCAGAUUUAAGGCCACGCCCUCCGCCGGAGGAGGACAAACCGAUUCGGUGCGACGUCACGUAUCAAUCGUCAUCGUCGUCAUCAUCAUCGUCAGGCUCUUUAUCACGUGGUGGCGUAGAAGCAAAUCGGGGAGAGGAAGAGAUGAGGGGAAAUUAUAAUCAACCGUUGUCGCCAUCGCCAUCGCCGUCGCCGCCGCCGCCGCCGCAACGGCAACGGCAACGGCAACUGCAACUGCAGCAACAGCAGCAGCAGCGGCAAUUAGAAGGAAGGAGAGGAGGUGUAGAAUCGCUUCGUGAGAGGGACGCAAAGGUGGAGGUGACCCCUGCGCCUUCCAGGAGCGAAACACCGUGUGCACAGCGUUCUCCUGAUGCUGAGCCAAUGGUGCCAUCGCCUCGACUGCCUCUUCCAAGUCCGCCACUGGCUGCGCCUAUCAAAGUGUCGCCACGUGCAGCCACCGUACAAGCUCCUGUUUCCAGGCUGGUGACGUACGAAGAUGUCCCGCGUUUCUAUUUUCCCAAAGGUGCACCACAAGCAGAAGAAGAGACGCUGAUGGGCCCCAUGAGGAAGAAACAUGAUAAUCCGCAUCUACAGGUGGUGGAGGGGAUGGCGCUCCCUCGGGCUGUGUACACUGCCGGGGAGGACCGUGCCGCUUUCAUGAGUAGCGAUGUUCUACCGGGGCGAAGGACAAGAGCCGUCCCGAUUGCCCCUCUGAAGGCAAUGAAUGACAAGAAUGUCCCACACUUCUUACAAAAAGAGUUUAGUCGUCUUCCAGCGUCACCCAAACCUCAUCAUGGCACACGUCCUCUUAGCGCACAUGGAAAAGGGUUUUUAGGUCUCAGCAGCGGCUUGCAGACGAGGCAAGGACUGAAUUACAGGAUGCAGCUGACGCAGGCGAUGCAACGAAUCUGUACGCAGUGUUUCGGCCUCCCUAAAUACUUUGCCUAUCUCUUGGUGAGAAUCCUGCAGGCGGAGACAGCGAGUGGGAAUGCGGGUACGAGGACUAACCGCAGUAGCUCAUCCGUCGCGUUAUCCGCACCGACCUUGUUAACGGGAUUGCCUUCUUCAUACCAGGUGCACAUUACGGCACAACAACUUCGGUGGCUGUUUGAAACCCACUUGCGUGAUCGGUGUAUUACCCGCCGGGUGUUCGAGGUCCUUCUUCUUAGUUCUCGCACUACCACAGGUGACUCUAAGAUGGCUGCUGAGAGCGAUAACGGCUCAACGACAGCGUCAACUACUGAGCUGCAACAACAGGGGCAGCAGCGGUCUUACUUGUUGCCAGAAGAUUUUCGUGCAUAUAUUGAAGUUCUACUGGAGCACCACCCAGGUCUUGCCUUUUUGAAACAGACACCUGAUUUUCAAGCGAGGUAUAUGGAGACGGUUAUUUACCGCAUUUUCUACAGCCUCGACCGUCUUGAUCGUGGACACAUCACGUACGCGGAACUGGAAAAUUCUUCCUUCCUGGACGCUAUUCGUCAGGUUGAUGCAACAGACGACAUCAACUCUGUCCUGCUUUACUUCUCCUACGAGCAUUUCUACGUUCUGUACUGUCGGUUUUGGGAGCUUGAUGAGGACCGGGACAUGCUGCUCUCCCGUGAGGACUUUAUGCGGUAUGCUCCAGAGAACGUGAUGAAUCCCAUUAUCGCAGACCGUACCUUUAACGGCGUGGGCCGCCGAGCGAAAUGCACGGCAAAGAACCGAAUCAACUACGAGGAUUUUGUUUGGUUUUGUCUAUCCGAGGAGGACAAGUCUACGCCAACGGCGAUACGGUACUGGUUUCGCAUCCUUGAUCUAGACGGCGAUGGCGUCCUUUCCAUGUACGAGCUGCGUAUUUUCUACGAGGCGACGAGAAAGACGGUGAUGGACUUCGUGCCGGACGGGGCCGCGGCAUUUGAAGAUGUUAUCUGCCAAAUCUUCGACAUGUUUGGCGUUGAGGCGUCCUGCGGGCUGCGUCUUCGAGACCUCCUUGCGAAGCCCGAGGCGGCAGGGGUGGCGCUCAACAUGGUGACCAACGUGGUGCGCUUUUUGCAGUUCGAGCAGAAGGACCCGUUCGUUGCUCACCAGGAGCGUCUCAGCGGCGGUCUGGAGCAGACGCCGUGGGACCGUUUUGCACGAGUCGAGUACGACCGCAUGGCGCAGAGUGUUGGGAACGAGUGA
This is a messenger RNA of Trypanosoma grayi, 3015 nucleotides long. RefSeq names its product protein phosphatase 2 (formerly 2A), regulatory subunit B. The record is from RefSeq and is a predicted model, not a curated record. The transcript has a single exon. Gene Ontology annotation, biological process: protein dephosphorylation. Gene Ontology annotation, molecular function: calcium ion binding; protein phosphatase regulator activity. Gene Ontology annotation, cellular component: protein phosphatase type 2A complex. The coding region runs from base 1 to 3015 and encodes 1004 amino acids. Lineage: Eukaryota; Euglenozoa; Kinetoplastea; Trypanosomatida; Trypanosomatidae.